Messenger RNA from Lactuca virosa, 728 nucleotides. The record is from the annotation of a GenBank genome assembly. NCBI's taxonomy places the organism in Eukaryota, Viridiplantae, Streptophyta, Magnoliopsida, Asterales, Asteraceae.
CCUAACUCCAUUGAAUUUAAAAAUUCUUAUUAUUCUAUUGUUUUGUUAAAAAAAAAUUCAUGGAGCAAAUGAAAAUUAGAUUUAGUAACUUAAUUUCUUUUUGGGAAAGGAAAGGAACAAGGGUAAGAUUAGCCCUGUUACAUGUUGGAUUUUUUUCACCUACAUGCCCCUUUUCAAGUUGUUUCAGAUAUGGUUUGUUCAAAUUAUCCUGAUGUUGGCUUCUUCUUGGUCACGGCCAAGAUGGUGGCCUAAAUACGACCAUAGCCACCAUUGCUUUCAAACCAUAAGGUUUUUGCUCAUAUAUGUGGGUAUGGUGAGAUUGGAAACCAAGGUUGGUCAUCUUGGGACGAGUUGCUGGAAUUGGGUUUUAGAUAUUAAGAGAAUAAUGGAUGAUUUAUACGAAUAUAGAGUAGUUUGGACAUUAGCGGGGGCAAUUCCGCGAUUAUGCUGUAGAAAGGUGGAAUCUUUAAGGUCUUGAAGUCAACAUUACAAGCUAACUUAUCACUGAUUUCUAAAUUGUAGGAUCCAGUUUUGGAAUUGCAUAUUAAUUUAUGCAUGUUUUUUUUCAUUUGUUUCUAGAUUACUUGAGGCUCUGAUGAAAAUUGGAAGCCAAGGCUAAAAGCUUGGAUAAAGAGGUGCUAACACUAAAAGUAAAGUAUAAUGCUAUACCAAGGAAAAUAUGGAAAGUACAUUGCUAAUUUUCUGGUAUCAAAGUCGUUGAACAUUAA